GCCAUUUUCACGGUCGUGCUCGCGUCUACGUCGUUCGUUUUUGUGUUUGGAUUUUUCGAUUUUGGUUUCGGGAGUGAAUAAAUAAAGAAGUUAAAUAUUAGAACCUAAAUAAGCCCCGAUUAAAAUGGGAGGCUGGCAGAUAGUUAAAUUUCCAGAAGAUGAUAAUAAAGUUGAGGCUGUACCGUCAUCCUGGAUUUCAAAAGAGCAAGGAAAAAUCAUGUGUUUUUGGCCAAACACUAUUUCCAGCAGCAAAGUAUUAAAUUACAUAAAAAGUCAAGCACAACCGCAAGGUGACUGGAAAAGCUAUCCUGUUGUCAUUUUAACCCAGUAUCCUGAAGAAAGCUACUCAUUUGCUUGCCAGAAAGCAAAACGAGCACAGUAUACAAGUGCGGUUGAUACGGGUGAAGAAUCAGAAGAGGAUCGAAUAUCCAAGAGAAAACGCAAAAAGAAUCAUAAAUAUUUAAGUAGUGAAUCAGAAGAUUCACCGUUAAAAACGGCACGCAAGACGUCCAGACAGUUGAAUAAAAUGCCAACACCUCCAGACCAAACAAAAGUAGCAAGCAGCAGUUCUCAAAUUGCCCUAAAUAAUGUCAGCAAAAAUUUGGGAAAUGUCCUUGAGAGUGUAGCUGAAAAUACUGAUAGUGGUCAGAAUAAAGACGUUAGAACCACCAGUUCUCGCAACCAGAAUUUGACUAAGACAUCCUGUGAAAGAUGUAAAGAUUUAAAAGAAGUUUUAAGACUAUUAAAUCUGAUAAAUGCAAGAGUUUCCAAUAAUUUGGAAGAAAUCAAAGCGCUCCAAUCGGGAACUUCAUCUAACAGCAAUGCAAAAGUAGUUCAACCUGAAGCUAAUAUUGACAUAGGCACUCUUCCUGCAACAAAUGAACAUGAAUUUAGAGAACUUAGUAACAAAAUGAAUGAUAAGAGCAUCAGAGAAUAUAUGGUUAACAAACUUGUCCACAUUGGGGGAACCACAAUAAAAGAAAUUGUGAAAAGAUGUAUGUCAAGCAUUGUGGAUGAUAAAGUCCUUAUCUCUUACAGUUGGAUUGGAGGAAAGGGCAAAUUAAAAUUUUCUCACCUCAACAUAGCAGACCUAUUAGUUGAUGUCUGUAAGCUAAAUCCAUUAACCAAAACAGAGACGGCCAAAAAUGUGGAGCAGGCAAUUGCGCUGUAUCUAACAAAGGCAAAAGAAAGAACGACUAGACAAGAGGCCAAAAAGAACAAAGAACCGGAAGCUGAGGCACCCUAGGCACAACUUUCGGUUUUCUUUUAAAUUAUACAAACUUAUGCAGAAUUAUUUUUUAAUUUUUUUUAGAGUUCCUAUUUUAUUUGGUUAUUUUUUCGUUUGAUGGUAGUAGAAAGUUCCUUCAGUUUUUUUUAGAGUUCCUAUUUAUUUUAUUGUUUUUUAUAUUUUAUUUUUAUUAUAUAUAAUAGUGUUUAUUAUAUCUAUUAUUAAUAAGUUGAAUAAAUUGUUUAUUCAAAGAUUAAUUGGCUCCUACUUUUGAGUUUAAUUUAAUCUGAAUCUACUUUUAUGUUCAUUUCAACCUGAAAAUUUUAACAUCUUUGUAAAAUUUUUGAUAUUGUACAAGAUAAUGCCAUGGGCAAGUUUUUAAAUUCAACCCUUUUCCAUAAUAAUUGAUUUAUGCGCUUCAUGUAUAAUAACGUUGUUGAAUAGAAAAUCGUUCCAUCAGGUCAUUCAAGAACGCUUGUCGAUAGAUGCGCAUAAGCAAUUGAUGAAUUUAAAAACUCGCGCUUUCAAAAACUGAGAAAUUUCAAUUUUGGGAAACAUUCCGAAAUCAGUGUGUUUAAAAGAUACCUACCACUCGACCUAUAAAUUUAAAUGGAUUGAACACACAUAUUUUUUGCAUGAUUUUGCUUGGCAGAGUACCGUGUGUACAAUAACUUUUAAAUAA
Messenger RNA from Ceutorhynchus assimilis (cabbage seed weevil), 1910 nucleotides. Lineage: Eukaryota; Metazoa; Arthropoda; Insecta; Coleoptera; Curculionidae. The record is from the annotation of a GenBank genome assembly.